Eurytemora carolleeae is the source of this 900-nucleotide messenger RNA. RefSeq lists its product as uncharacterized. The transcript has 6 exons. The record is from RefSeq and is a predicted model, not a curated record. NCBI's taxonomy places the organism in Eukaryota, Metazoa, Arthropoda, Copepoda, Calanoida, Temoridae. Gene Ontology annotation, biological process: chaperone-mediated protein complex assembly; protein folding. Gene Ontology annotation, cellular component: nucleus; cytosol. Gene Ontology annotation, molecular function: protein-folding chaperone binding; Hsp90 protein binding. The coding region runs from base 11 to 619 and encodes 202 amino acids.
UCCAGAUAAAAUGGCCGCUACUCCUUCAGUCACAUGGGCUCAGCGCCCCAAAAUGGUUUUCCUAACCAUCAAUGUCAGUGAUUGUACAAAUCCUGAAAUUAAGUUGGAGAAGGACAGUCUACACUUCAAGGGUGUUGGAGGCCCUGACAAGAAGGAGUAUGAGAUCAAGAUGAAGUUCUUGAAGGAGUUGGAUGUUGAUGCGUCUAAGUACGCAGUCAGGCCCCGUAGCGUAGACUUUGCGCUAGAGAAGGCUGAGGAGGGACCAUACUGGGAGAGACUUCUAGAGGAUAAGACUAAACAGCACUGGCUUAAGAUUGACUUCACCAAGUGGAGGGAUGAGGACAGCGAUGACGAGGGAGCAGGAGGAGAUGAAGGAGACAUGGCUUCCAUGAUGGGAGGCAUGGGUGGUAUGGGAGGCAUGGGUGGUAUGGGCGGCAUGGGUGGUAUGGGCGGCAUGGGUGGUAUGGGAGGUAUGGACCUUGCGGCAAUGAUGAAGGGCAUGGGAGGUAUGGGAGGUAUGGGAGGUAUGGGAGGUAUGGAUAUGCCUGGUAUGGGAGAAGGAGAGGAGGAGGAUGAGGAGGGAGACAGUGAUGCUGAGAACCUCCCUGGUCUUGAGUAGACCUAGUCAUCCAUCCCUGAGUUCUACUCAUCCCUGAUGCAUCUCGUCCAGUCAUCCUUUUAGUUGGAUGUAAAAUAUUCUGUAUUUUGAUCAUUUUGUAAAUCAUUCCCCCAACUCGAUCCUGAGAUCAUGAUCAGUUUAGUUCUGUCCUACCUCUGAUCUCUGUAUAGAAUUCUCCAGUGUUAAUCCAUCAGAUCGAUCUUGAUUGAUUGAUUGGUCGAUAUCGACUGAUUACGUGGCAUUUAUGCUUGUACGAUAUUCUGCAGUAUUUGCUAUUUCAG